AUAUCAACCACCUCCUCUCUCGUCCAUCAUGCUUCUUCUCUCCCUCUUAGCUCUGGCCGACAUGGCCCUCGGUCUCUCUACCAAUGUUUCAACUGCCGACACAAUCAUAGUGCAGGGCGGCUCUUCCAGCGAUGCUCAACGCAUGUACGAUAUCAUGGGUGGCACAUUCAACCUGCCUGACGACGUCUUUGGGUCCGAGGCCCAUGUGAGUGCUCUCGUCUUCGCCAACUCCACAGACGAGCUCGCCUGGCUGCAUGGUAUAACGCCUAAUGGGACCGACUGGACUUCUUCCUCAGACACCAGCUCCCUUGAGGAACGGGGAUACACUGAGAAGAUCAAAAUCAUCGAAUGCGCUGAUCCCCCUGAGGAUGAGUACCGCCUCUUAUCAUACGCUUCGGAGAGGUGGGUGUGGGAAGUGACCUGCGCCUACAUAGAGGCGACCACCGCUGCUGGCGCGAGUCUGAUCGGCGUCGUCCUCAGCAAGAUCGAGUGUGGUGCCGACCUGGAACAGCUCUGCGAGGCGUUUUUCGCUGUCACAAUUGCUGAGGCGGGCUAUUACAUAGGAGCCGGGGCCCGGGAUAAGUGUACUGAGACCAAAGAAGCUAUCCUGGCCAAAUGCUACCGGCGUGGGGGGGUUGCGGAGAUCGAGAUUGUGCAGACCGAGAAAACGUUUAUGUAUUAUGGUGUGGCCACGAAGGGCGACACAACCACAAUCGACUGUGAUGUGUCGGGUAGACAUUGCAAGAAAAUCACCUGUGAUGGCCAGUGUCAGGGUUAAUAGCUGGCAGUGUUGCUGAACCUCA
Molecule: messenger RNA, 803 nt
Organism: Penicilliopsis zonata CBS 506.65
Lineage: Eukaryota; Fungi; Ascomycota; Eurotiomycetes; Eurotiales; Aspergillaceae
Exons: 1
Coding region: 29-778 (249 amino acids)
Source: RefSeq, a predicted model, not a curated record